CGGAAAGAUUGGGUAUCGUUUUCCUUUUGUUGGGAGGAAUUUGGUUUGCGUGGAAAGUCUCAGCCAUCCUUUUGGGUUUGGUUUUUGUAGCCAUCGCGUUUCAAUUACAAGUGGCCACCAAAUGUACAGAAACCACAGCUCUUCCACCCCGUCGCCAACCCUAAAAUGCUGCUGCUGCUCCUAAACCCUGCUUCGAGCCUCCUCUUCUCCCCCCUCUUUUUCACGCUCGGCAUCAGCCCUAAAGGCAGAGCAACUGCCAGAAGCUACGCACCAGCGGGAAUGGCGAAACACUCCGUCAGCUGGCCACUUGUGCACAAGAGAUGGCUGCUGGGUCUGUUAAUCAUGCUCUCCAUUUCCACCGUCAUUGCUUUCUUUAUCAGGUCCGCUCUCGAUUCCUGCGAUCGUCACUUGGAACAAGUUUCUCAGGAAUCUUCUGCCAAUGCUCCGGUGCCUCCCAAUCCCCUCAGCUUCAUGAGAUCCAAGCGUGUACUCAUGGUCUCGCAUGAACUUUCCCUUUCUGGUGGGCCAUUGUUGCUCAUGGAGCUAGCUUUUCUACUAAGGACUGUUGGUGCUGGAGUUUCUUGGAUAACUAUCCAAAAACCUCUGCAAACUGAUGGAGUGAUUUACAAUUUGGAGGACAAAAUGUUGGUCCGAGGAGUGCAGGUAAUAUCCGCAAAGGGACAAGAAGCUAUAGAUGCUGCCCUCACAGCUGAUCUGGUUGUUCUGAAUACAGCAGUUGCUGGGAAAUGGCUGGAUCCUGUUCUUAAGGGAAAUCUUUCUCGUGUUCUUCCAAAAGUUUUGUGGUGGAUCCACGAGAUGCGGGGGCACUACUUCAAAUUGGAUUUUGUCAAACAUCUUCCUUUGGUUGCUGGCGCUAUGAUUGAUUCACAUGUCACUGCUGAUUACUGGAAGAAUCGAACCCAAGAGCGUCUGGGGAUUAAAAUGCCUGAGACCUAUGUUGUUCAUCUUGGUAAUAGCAAGGAACUUAUGGAGGUUGCGGAAGAUAGUAUUGCAAAUAGGGUUUUGCGUGAGCACAUCCGGGAAUCUCUUGAAGUUCGAGAUGAAGAUUUACUGUUUGGCAUUAUAAACAGUAUGAAUUUCUUGUAACUUGAUAUUCUUAGAUGAUAAAGAUCGUUCUUCCUCUGUUAGGUUACUCUUAGAUGCUCCAAUAUGCCCCUAUUGUUUCAUUUUAAUUUAUUGUCACCCCCAACGUUCCCCACAUUAUAUGAAAAGUGAAAAUAAAAUCUUUCUUUCUUUUACCUUAUUAAGGCAUUGAUGUCAUGUGUUUCACGUGGAAAGGGCCAAGAUCUGUUUCUACGCUCCUUCUAUGAGACUUUACAACUGAUCCAGGAGCGGAAGUUGCAAGUUCCAUCUGUGCAUGCUGUAAUAGUGGGGAGUGACAUGGGUGCACAAACGAAGUUUGAAACGGAGUUGCGGAACUAUGUGAUGCAGAAAAAGAUCCAACACCGUGUUCACUUUGUGAACAAGACUCUUACUGUUGCUCCUUACUUAGCUGCAAUCGACGUUCUCGUUCAGAACUCUCAGGCCCGGGGAGAAUGUUUUGGGAGGAUAACCAUUGAAGCAAUGGCAUUUCAGUUGCCUGUCCUGGGAACUGCUGCUGGUGGCACUGCAGAGAUAGUUGUGAAUGGGACUACUGGCAUGCUGCAUCCAGUUGGGAAAGACGGAGUUCCGGAGCUUGCCAAAAACAUGGUGAAACUUGCAACUCAAGUAGAGAGGAGGCUUACAAUGGGGAAGAGAGGCUAUGAGCGUGUGAAGGAGGUGUUUCUAGAACAUCACAUGGCACAUCGAAUUGCUGUUGUGCUGAAGGAUAUACUGAGAAAGGCGAAGGAUAACCAACAUCGACAUACAAUUUGAGCCUAGCUAUAUUAUUUUUGUGUUCAGAGAUCAAAAGGUGUGACUAGUUUGAAUGCAUUUCUUUGUUCCAUAAGUCAUUUCUCCCAUCAAGGCAGCAGUACAAAGAUGAUUUUAAGAGAGAUUUAACUAUAGGGAAAAGAUGCAGUUACGGCCCCCAAGUCUCUGCCUUCACAGAAGUACUGUAACUUGUGUACAUACUAGGAUGAGUUCCAAUGAUGUCUCCAUAGCGUUGCUGAGUUUGCAUUUUGUCUCGAGUCUUUCAACUUUCCUGGUGGUAAAUUUGAUUAAUUUCUGUUGGCAUGCUGUUAAUUGGCUUGUAGGAAGGGAUGUUUGUUAGUUCCGGUCUGUGUGCGAUGUUCAAACUUUUGUCUAUCAUGCAGGCAUGUAAUGAUGUAAGCUCG
This is a messenger RNA of Linum tenue, 2276 nucleotides long. NCBI's taxonomy places the organism in Eukaryota, Viridiplantae, Streptophyta, Magnoliopsida, Malpighiales, Linaceae. The record is from the annotation of a GenBank genome assembly.